This is a messenger RNA of Aspergillus calidoustus, 1011 nucleotides long. The record is from the annotation of a GenBank genome assembly. Lineage: Eukaryota; Fungi; Ascomycota; Eurotiomycetes; Eurotiales; Aspergillaceae.
AUGGCCAUCCGACCUUGCUUUUCUACGACGCUGCUCUUUAGGCCGUCGUCUGUCUGGUUGGCCAAGCCUAGACUCAACUUUGGCAGGAGUCCCAGGGGAUAUCUAAGCGUUCCAACAACAAAAAGCGGAAGAAGCUAUGGAUCCCUUCGAAGCAAACUCCCUCAUAAAUCCUGGGACAGUCACAUGCACGUCGUGGAGCCACGAUAUCCAGUCGUUGCAAAUGCAGCAUACGAACCUACACCUCACACUAUUCGCGACGCCAUAGAGUUCGAAUCAUCGCUUGGGAUUGAAAACCUUGUUCUCGUUCAGCCUUCUAUCUAUGGACACGAUAAUUCGUGUCUUCUCGACGCCCUACGGCACCUUGGUCCUUCUCGCGGGCGAGGGGUGGUGGUGAUAGAUCCGGCCAAUGCGAAUAUCAAGACAUUGAGGGAAUGGCAUGCCCUUGGAGUACGUGGUGUACGCGUCAACUUCAGAUCCUCAGGAAAAGUUCCCUCUCAUGAUGAGCUCAGACAAAUACUAGCUGAACAAGCUCGUGUCAUCCGUCCACUAGGAUGGAUGGUUCAAGUCCACACAUCCAUGAGCGUGAUUCCUCUACUAGAGGAACUAAUCCCGCAGCUCGGUGUCAAAGUCUGCAUCGAUCAUUUCGGAGGGCCAGAGUUGCGCAAUUUGAUGCGGGAGCAAGGAGAAGCUUUUGACCCGUAUUCCUUGAGAGAAUUCUCGUCCUUGAUUUCCUUACUCAAGGCUGGAAGGACAUACGUGAAGAUCUCCGCCCCGUACCGCCUUAGCAAGGACAAGGGAUAUCAAGAUCUCGAGAUGAUGAUUCGCGAGUUUUUCAAGCAAGCACCUAACCGGGUGCUGUAUGCUACAGACUGGCCGCAUACAAGGUUCUCUGAUAUCGACAUCAAACCCUUUACGGAGAUGUGUCUACGGGCAUGUGGCUCGCAGGCUGUAGCUGAGAGGGUAUUUCGACUAAACGCGGAGGAACUGAUGGACUGCAGCCUCAAAGGCUAG